Molecule: messenger RNA, 315 nt
Organism: Hydatigera taeniaeformis
Lineage: Eukaryota; Metazoa; Platyhelminthes; Cestoda; Cyclophyllidea; Taeniidae
Source: the annotation of a GenBank genome assembly
AUGGAUUCCUCUAAUCAGUCGUCACGACCCUUCCGUGUUGGCUGCAAAAAGUGUGGAUUUUCGGGUCACCUGACUUUUCAGUGUCGGAAUUAUUUGCGUUCUGGCGAAACGGGAAAUAUUGAUUUAGACAUUGAAAGCACAAGUUCGGACUCGGACGAUGAUGAGAUGCUUAAGGAGGCCAUUGCGAAAAGGAAGGCAGAGCUGGCUGCUGCCAAAAAGGCCUUAAAGAAGAAGCAGAAGGCGAGGUCCGUUCAUCCCCUUUUAUUUCCAUUUCCCAUCGUUCAAUGCCAUCCACCAACAUAUCUUCCUUUUUAG